ACCGAUCUUAUUUAAGAAUUGAAACUACACAGCACAAAACAGACAAGUGAGAAGGGAAAAAGAGAAACGGAGGAUUCUGAUUCUCCUGAAUCUUCAUCUUCUUCCUCCUUUUCUCCGAUCGACUUUCUCUUUCUAUCUCUCUACAGAUCUCUCCUAAUUCCUCUCGUUCUUUCAAACAGGACCGGAGUACUUAUUUACCGAGAAUUAUUAUAACUAAAUUUGUCUCCAAACCCAAUCAGUCCAGUCACCAGGUUAAUUCAUUUUCUUUCUGAAAUUGCAAAUAUUCCAUGUUGAGAAUGUUGGCACAAGUCUUGAUGGGGACGGAAGGAGGUGGUCAGUCACUCUUUUCCACCAUCAAAAUCGCGAUCCUCCCCAUUGCUAAGGUCUUUACCAUGUGCUUCCUCGGCUUUCUUAUGGCCUCUAAGUAUGUCAACAUCCUCCCUGCCAACGGCCGCAAAUUGCUCAAUGGGCUGGUUUUUACUCUGCUUCUCCCCUGUUUGAUUUUCUCCCAAUUAGGGCAAGCUAUUACUCUCCAGAAAAUGCUUGAAUGGUGGUUCAUCCCCUUCAACGUUGUUCUAGCCACGAUUUCAGGAUCACUCAUUGGCCUAAUCGUUGCAACUAUUGUGCGCCCUCCAUACCCAUUCUUUAAGUUCACUAUUAUACAUAUUGGAAUUGGAAACAUUGGCAAUGUACCUCUUGUCUUGAUUGCUGCUUUGUGUAGAGAUCAAUCUAAUCCUUUUGGGGAUUCAGACAAGUGCAGCCGAGAUGGAACCGCAUAUAUUUCAUUUGGUCAAUGGGUAGGUGCAAUUGUUCUGUAUACAUUUGUAUUCCAAAUGCUAGCACCCCCUCCUGAAGGUACCUUUGAUGUUGAAGGCGGACCUCUUCCUAUCAAAAAUCAAUCACACAAUAGAACUACAGCUCCGGAACAAGUUCCUUUACUAUCUCAAGAUCCAGGGUCGAACAUAUCAAAUGUGUCGAAUAAAGGAAAGAUCAAGGAAUUCUUGAUGUUCGUAUAUGACAAGCUUAAGCUGAAACAACUCAUUCAACCUCCUAUCAUAGCUUCUGUACUGGCAAUGAUAUUUGGAUGUGUUCCAUUCUUGAAGCGUUUAAUCUUUACAAGUGAUGCUCCACUAUAUUUUUUCACGGACAGCUGCAUGAUUCUUGGGGAGGCUAUGAUACCUUGUAUUUUGUUGGCAUUGGGAGGAAAUCUUGUGGAUGGGCCUGGUAGCUCAAAAUUAGGGCUUAAAACAACUGCUGCAAUUAUUUUUGGGCGGUUGGUUUUAGUACCACCAUCGGGGCUUGGCAUUGUGACUCUGGCUGAUAAGCUAGGAUUCCUUCCUGCUGGUGACAAAAUGUUCAAAUUUGUGCUGCUGCUCCAGUACUCAAUGCCCACAUCUGUGCUUUCAGGUGCUGUUGCAAACUUAAGAGGAUGUGGAAAGGAAUCUGCUGCAAUACUGUUUUGGGUUCAUAUUUUUGCAAUUAUUUCAAUGGCUGGAUGGAUUGUGCUAUACAUCCACAUUCUCUUCUAAAAAUAGACGGCUCUCUAUGCCGGAUGAACUUUUGCUUGUUAAGGUCAUAAUUGAAUUUUAUUUGGAUGAAAUGGAUCAAAAUGGUCAAGUUCUGAACUUGACAAGCAGAAGCUAUAGUUAUUUGAGGCUGUACAGCGCCAUAUGGAACUAUAAACUUGAGGAUUGUUAUACAUGUUCCUUGCAUAGUCAUAAUUCAAAGUUCGGUUGUGGUAAUAGAAAACAGGGGGGAGGGGGCAAGGGUUGUGUUCGUGUACAUAGCUGUUGACUGUGGGUGUACUAGUGAGAAACAUUUAGGUUCUAAACCUUAUUUUACCUAAAGUAUUCUUCCAAAUGAUUUGGGAGAAGCUGUUUUGUGUAGUUCAUACAUGUCUUGAUAAAUAAUUUGCUGUGCAUACUGCAUACUCGAUAAGAUCAUCUCAUCUCUUUCGAAGCAGUGGUGGAGUUAAGUUUGGAUGAAGGUCGGCCAUCGGUCCAUUCUAAUGUAACAAUUAUAUAAUAUGAGAUAUUCUUCUCACUAAUUUUAUUUUAUUUUUUUUGAUUUAGGGUGAGGAGAAUUCUGACUAUAGGAUGAGGGAGAAAUGGAGAAUGAUCAUUGAAUUCCUGAGCAAAAGCCUUCGAUUGCUAGAUCAAUUCGUACUAAAAUCUUCUAUUCAUGUUACUUUUGUAUUACUUAUAAUAUGAAAAUUUAAAAUCCACUGAAGAUGAUUUUUGGGAUUUCUUGCUUUUGUCUUCCAACUAAAUUCAAUUCCAGUAUUCCGUGCCAUCUAGAGCUUUUUAUCUU
Molecule: messenger RNA, 2310 nt
Organism: Amaranthus tricolor (Joseph's coat)
Lineage: Eukaryota; Viridiplantae; Streptophyta; Magnoliopsida; Caryophyllales; Amaranthaceae
Product: protein PIN-LIKES 6
Exons: 11
Coding region: 288-1529 (413 amino acids)
Biological process (GO): endoplasmic reticulum to cytosol auxin transport
Cellular component (GO): membrane
Source: RefSeq, a predicted model, not a curated record